AUGAGCACAGAACGUCGUGCUAGCGCGCUUGGUCCAUCUAUGACGGCCAAUUCGCCUCGAGCACACAACAGCAACGCAAACGUCCCGAGGGACUUGCAACGCCCUGGUCACCCCGACGCAUCCACUAGGCCACCACCACCUGCGAGUCCUGAUCGCAAGCGUCCCCGGUACGAGCCUAGUCUCGGUCGUUCCAACGUCGGAGGAGGUCACACGCACGGCAUGGCUGACGAAGAAGAGAUGGACGAACUCGACGAAACCGACGAGAGGAGCAAAAGGUCUCGAGGAGACUCAAACGAGCCCAAAGUGGAGCGCAAAGGCUCAGGACCAGACAGCACUAGCAGGUCCUCCUCUGCACAAGCACAUCACGCACACUGGGCCGAUCGAUCUGCUUCAGCCAACCUUGAUUCUCGAUACCACCAGCACCAACAACAGCAAUUACAACAUCAUCACCAGUCUCACCACCAUCUACGGGAAGGUACAGAAUUUGGACCAGCGUCAGACUCGCGUCGGUACGAGUACGAACGAUCGCAACCAAGUCGAUAUGAGUCUGCACCAGGAUUGAGGGAGGAAGGACGCCACGUUGGCGGUCUGGUUGGCGAGCGCUACAAUGACGAGCAUGAACGAGAUCCGCGCGAUCGAAUGCAUGGCGAGACCAAGAUGGAGUACAACUCGCCAUCGAUGCGCAUGCCCCCGCCCCACUCUGGAGAGCCGAACUUGUCCAGCUUCCGAAACCGACCAUCUUUGCCUCCACCAAGACUGCCAGGCUUUGCCUCGCUGGAACCUGAAGGAUUGGCUCACCGUUCUCGCGACGAUGCUGUGCUUGGGGGACCUUACUCGAGCUCACCUCGAAGAGGCAUGCCCUACCACCAACCUUCUUACGGUGGCCACCCUCCACCUCCAAGUCGCACACCACUCAUGCACCAUCACCCAAGCCCAACACCUUCCACAUCGUACGGCAACCCUCCGAUGAUUCAUCCUUCGCUUGCUGGAUUGCCAGGUGCAGGAGGUGGACCGGGCGGCAAGCAGCAACCAAGCUUUGUGAGCAAGCUCUACUCUAUGCUGGAAGACCCUUCGAUCUCGGAUUUGAUCAGCUGGGGUUCGUCCGGCACUGUCUUCAGCGUCGCCAACCCUGCCGAGUUCUCGCGCCUUGUUCUCCCGAACUGGUUCAAGCAUUCCAACUGGCAGUCGUUUGUGCGACAGCUCAACAUGUACGGCUUCCACAAGGUGAACCACUCGUAUCAAGGCAACCCCACAGACGAAGUUCAGGUCUGGGAGUUCCGUCAUCCAAGCUUCCGUCGAGGCGAGAUCGCAUUGCUCAACGACAUCAAGCGCAAGAGCUCCCGUCAAAAGAGGGGCGGCUCUCCACGCGGCAGUAUCGGUGGUGACUUGCGUGCCGACAGAAGCGGCGGCAGCUCUACACCCUCGCCAGAGGUGCCUCUUGCUACCAUCCCCGGCGGACCUGAUGGAAUGCGAAUGAUGGGUGGCGGUGCAGCAGGAGGUAUUCCCAUGGGUCCUGGCGGUCAUCGUGGUGGUCGAGAGUUCCCCUACGGAGACGAUCGUAUGGAUCCUCAUGGAUACGGUGAUCGCCGUUCGGAGAUGCGUGGUUUUGGCGGCGAGCGAGGCUACGGCAGCGGAGUUGGACCCGGUUCGGGAGACGACUACGGAUACAUGCGUGGCAAGAUGGAAGAUCCACCUGGCAUGUCGACUCCUGGUGGCCCUCCCGCUCCUGGUGGUAUGGCACCGCCCUUUGCAGGCGAUAACGCACGUCGAGCAGGCGAGCCGUAUCUUGAGAGGGCAGAAGCGAUCGCGCGACUCGAGGAUCUUUCGGAACGCACGGAUGCCAUCAUUCGACAUGCUUCUUUCCUCGAAUCACAGAUCAGGAUCCUCUCGGAUCAACUGGCCGACUCGAGAGCAUUCACAGCACAGAUGGUCCGUGAAGAGAUGGUGCAGAUGCUUGACCGACUUGAGCGGGCGCUCAGCUCGCCACCGCAACCCGGCGUCGACGUGAAUGCAAAGAUGCUUGAAGUGAUUCGAGGGCAGCAUUCCUACUACACACGUGCUAGUGGUGGCCCUCCUCAAGAUCGAAGUGGCAAGCAGCAUACACCCGCCGGCCCUCCGAAACGGCCCAGCAUCUGA
Ustilago hordei is the source of this 2136-nucleotide messenger RNA. RefSeq lists its product as uncharacterized. The transcript has a single exon. The coding region runs from base 1 to 2136 and encodes 711 amino acids. The record is from RefSeq and is a predicted model, not a curated record. Gene Ontology annotation, molecular function: sequence-specific DNA binding; DNA-binding transcription factor activity. Lineage: Eukaryota; Fungi; Basidiomycota; Ustilaginomycetes; Ustilaginales; Ustilaginaceae. Gene Ontology annotation, biological process: regulation of DNA-templated transcription.